Molecule: messenger RNA, 1394 nt
Organism: Annulohypoxylon maeteangense
Lineage: Eukaryota; Fungi; Ascomycota; Sordariomycetes; Xylariales; Hypoxylaceae
Product: NAD(P)-binding protein
Exons: 2
Coding region: 326-1321 (331 amino acids)
Cellular component (GO): mitochondrial outer membrane; endoplasmic reticulum membrane; lipid droplet
Molecular function (GO): 3-beta-hydroxysteroid 3-dehydrogenase (NADP+) activity
Source: RefSeq, a predicted model, not a curated record
ACCAGGUACCGGCCGAACCUGAAUAGGAUAAUGGCAUCGUCAUGCAGGAAAGCCACCUGCCCAGCCGGCGGUUCAGUCACACUGUCAACGAGGUGGACCGUAGCUUACAAAGCCAGCCGGUCCUUGUUCGCAUGGACACUUGCUAACGGCCAAGCUACAGCCAGAUGUAGGCUAAUGGAUAGCUCACUCCUUCAUCCUAAACUAAACUUUUGACAGCUAAACACCUAAAUCUAAUAAUAAGAGCUAUUGUGGAACUUACACUGCAGCUUGUCAAGCUACAACUUGUUACACAUAAGGCACUUAUACAAAAAAUACAGCCUACAUCAUGACUGGCACCAUCAUCGUCACUGGAGCAAAUGGCUCUCUUGCUAUCCCUGCUGUGAAGUAUCUUCUGGAGAAAUACCCUGACUAUACGGCAGUCUUGACUGUCCGCAACACAGAAGAUUCGGAUCAAAACACAAAAAGGCUGCGUGAGACGAUCGCGGGCUUUCCUAAAGCUGAGACAUCUAUCCGUCAGCUAGAUCUAGCUAACCUCAACGCUGUGCACGAAUUUGCUAGCACAAUUGCCACUGAAAUCACGGAAAAGAAGCUACCACCGCUUGCUAGCAUCAUCUGCAAUGCGUACUACUGGAAUUUAGCUCGCGAUCCCGAGUUCACGGCCGAUGGGGUUGAGACGACUAUCCAAGUGAACCACGUUUCUCAUGUCGCUUUGGUCCUCCGACUUCUUGGUAGCUUUGGACCCGAGGGUGGCCGUAUUAUGCUCUUCACUAGCGACGGACACUUCCCCGGAAAGAAUGGUCUAGAAAAAUACCCGCCAGGCAUCCCGGAUGACUUAGAUUCUUUGUUGAAGGCCUCUCCGGAUGCUGACAAACUCGGCCGUGGCUUCAAUAGAUAUGCGAACUCGAAACUAGCUAUCCUCAUGUGGGGAUUUGCGUUGAACAGGUAUCUCGAGAAGAACGAAGAAUUGCGCAAGAUCACCGCCAUCAUAAUUGACCCGGGUAAUCUAACUGACUCACGGGCGCUACGCACGAACACGCCCAAGUUUCUUCAGUACGUCCAAAGGUUUGCGCUACAACCGCUACGACCCGUUCUCCGCUAUGCAGAUCCGACCCUACGCACGACAGCGGAUGCUGCCGUAGAUGUUAUCGACCUUGCCACGAACACCGCGUUCCCAGGAGAGCGCGGUUACCUGAAGCAGUUGAAGAGAGACCCCAGCUCGCCAGACAGCUUAAAUGAGGAUAAGCAGCAAAAGUUGUGGACUAAGAGCGCCGAGUGGGCAAAGAUCACGAAGGAGAACACCGCUCUGGCGGAUAGUCUUUGAACGAGACAUAUUGAGAGAUGAAAGUAUAUGGAUAAAGCAAUGGGUUUGGAUUAAUCUUCAUAGGUUAUGAGAU